GGGGGAUGGUUUCAUUAUUAUUGCUACUCGCUAUAUGUACCUCGUCGGGUCGAAAGAUAUUACAGAAAAGCUUUGAGUAUGCUUUGCGACAGUUUGCAGUUACCUUCAAUACGAGAAGAAAACGAAAACAUGAGAGGUCGUUCAGUUACACCUCGUCGACAAGACAUGAUGCCGUCUCCAUCCCGUGAAAUAUUUCGACAGACUCGUCCAUUAACCAAAACACCGAAAUCGUUGAAAACUACAAAAAUUGCUUCGAAGGAAAAACGAAGACUGAAGAAGAUGGGAGAUAACGUUAAAGUUGCGGUUCGUGUAAGACCAUUCAAUGAUCGAGAGAAGCAAAGAAAAGCAAAACUCAUCAUUGAGAUGGAAGGAAGUACAACUAUAAUCAAAGAUCCUGCUAACAUGGAUGCAGAAGGAAGAAAAUAUACUUUUGAUUAUUCGUAUUGGUCACACGAUGGCUACAAAGAGAGAGAUGAUGGAUAUUUGGAACCGGUCGAUGGAAGAUAUGCAGAUCAGGCACAUGUCUUCAAGGAUUUGGGAAGGGGUGUAUUAUCGAAUGCAUGGCAAGGGUUCAAUUGUUCCUUGUUUGCUUACGGACAAACUGGAUCAGGAAAAUCAUAUUCGAUGGUUGGGUAUGGCGAAAAUAAAGGAAUCGUACCUGUGACAUGUGAAGAAUUAUUUAAAGGAAUAGAAGAAAAGAAAUUAACGGAUGAUCAAGAAAAAGAAGCUGAAUAUCAGGUCUCAGUAUCAAUGUUGGAAAUCUACAAUGAAACGGUCAAGGAUCUUCUCAAUCCGUCAUCUUUUAAAAAAGGUGGUCUCAAAGUACGUGAACAUCCACAAAAAGGAUUUUAUGUUGAACAAUUGAGAAUCAGUCCUGUGCGUAACUACAGUGACAUUGAAGCCAGAAUUUCAGAAGGCAAUUUCAAUAGAACUGUUGCCGCCACCAACAUGAAUGCAACCAGCUCCAGGGCUCAUACUAUCGUCGCAAUUAAUUUUGCACAAAAAGCAAAAAAUGACGCCGGAAAAAGUAUGACGAAAACAUCAAUUAUCAAUCUCGUUGAUUUGGCAGGAAGCGAAAGAGCAGACAGCACAGGAGCCACAGGUGAUCGUCUUAAGGAAGGUUCAAUGAUAAAUAAAAGUUUACUUUGUCUUGGAAAUUGCAUCAAAGCUCUUGCUGAUAAACAACUUGGGAAAACAACUGCUGUUCCAUACCGUGACUCCACUUUAACUCGACUUCUUAAAAAUGCUUUGGGAGGAAAUAGCAAGACUAUUAUGAUUGCUGCACUCAGUCCAGCUGACAUAAACUAUGACGAGACUUUGUCAACAUUAAGAUUUGCUGAUCGAGCCAAAUCUAUCAAGACCAAAGCUAUUGUUAAUGAAAGUCCGACUGAUAAAUUGAUUCGGGAAAUGAAAGAAGAAAUUAAACGUUUGCAAGAUCAGUUGAAAGGUGGUGGAACAGGUGGGGUUGUUAUCCAAGGUAUACCUCAAGAUGAAGUUGAGGAAAUGAGAAGACAAAUGGAAGAAGAGUUGAAAAAGAAUCAACAAGAAAUGGAAGACAUGAAAUUGACCUGGCAACAAAGGUUAAAAGAACAGGAAGAAGGAAGUUUGAAGAUGUUGCUGGAAGAAAGGAAUAAGCAGGAAGCAAGAAAAACUACUCCUCAUUUCUGGAAUUUGAAUGAAGAUCCGAUGCUGACAGGAAUGAUUGUACAUUUUGUACCAGCCGGAAAACACAUCCUUGGAAAUUCUGAUCCUGCUGAUAUUAUAUUAAAAGGACUGAGUGUGCAGAGAGAACAUGCAAACAUCGUGAACAAAUCGAAUAGUGUAAUAAAGAUACAACCCAAAGGUACUGUGCUGGUGAAUGGGAAAACAAUAACUGAAGAAACAGAACUGAGACAUAAUGAUAGGGUUAUGUUUGGUUCGACACAUUUGUACGUCUUCCAUCAUCCACAAGAUGCUGCGAAACAAGAGAAAGAAGGAACGAAUAUCGAGAAAGUAUCGUUUGAUUCCGCUCAACAAGAAAUUGCUGAAAAUAAAGGAUUUGAUAUGGGAACGAAAGGAAAGUCUACAGAGGAUCUUCUGCUACAAGAAGAUUUACUUCGGAUUAUGCCUAUGGUUAAUGAAGCAAAUGCAAUGUCUGAGGAAUUGGAUAAAAAAAUGAAAUUUGAAUUGGCGUUGCUCAGUCCACAGGCUCGUGGAUUGAAAGACGGAAAAACAGAGGUUUUGAUCAAAGCAAAGAAUUUGGAAAACGGGAAUGAAUUUCUAUGGGAUCAAAAUAAAUUCAUCAACAGAAAGUAUAUCAUGCAGGAAAUGUAUCAGAAUUAUUCUGAGGGAGACGAUGACUGGGAUUAUGAAAAGGAAAAAGAUCCAUUCUGGGAACCUGUUGAUUCAAAGGUGAUGAUUGGAACUGCUUUCUUGUAUCUGCAGAGUGUUGCUUAUUGCGUUGAAUUUGAUGAAAUGAUUCCAGUAACAGAUAUGGCAGCUCAAGAGAAAUGUAAAUUAAAGGUGAAAGCAAUUCCAUGUGAUCAGAAAGGCAUUCCAUUAAAUGAUGACACAUUUGUUGAAGAUCCGAAAGAAUUAUUGAACACAGCAUUUCGAUUUAAAAUAUCAAUUGAUCAAUGUCUUGGAUUACCAAGAAAAUAUGCAAAAGUUUGGUGCAGAUAUAAAUUUUACUUUUCUGAUGAAUGGAAUACGAGUGAGAUGGCUGACAGCGACACUCUCAAUCCGAAUAUUAGUUAUGAGAAGAUGUUUACAGCUGAUCCUGUCACUCAAGUGUUCAUCGAUGAUUUGCAAGAAACUCCUCUUCUUAUUCAAGUUUGGGGUAGACAGAAACCUGGCGUCCUUGAACCAUCCCUGGCAAAAGCAACAACGAAAGAAUUAUUUAAAAUCGAUCCUGAAAAACUAAGAUAUUUGUCGCAAGACAAACAACAAACUAAAACGAAAGCGGCCACUGCAGCUCAGAAAAAAGCAGACAAAAAAGAUAAAAAAGCUGAUAAAAAUGCAGUAAAGUCUAAAGUAACAAGUAAUGAUAAAGAUAAAGAUGUGCAGAUUGAACAAUUGAAGGCUGAAAUUGAGAGAUUAAAGAUUGCUAUGAGUAACAAUUCCUCAUCAAACAAUAUUAGAGUUGGAGACCUUGGAUUCGCUGAUGAUUCUUCAGAUCGAAAACUGAGAAUGCUGGGAUCACUCGUCAGUGAAGCCAGAAACAAAAACAAGCCCGUAGUUUUGACUGACAGAGUUGACAGUGUACUGAGAACAGGACAAGAUUUAAGUCCAAAUCGUAUUCGUGAAGCGGAAGUAAAUGCGGCGAGGGGUUCUGGAAAUGAAAGCGGAAAAUCAAAAGUUUGCACGAUAUCAUAGAUUCAAGUAUUGUGUUUUAACAAUCAACGAUUGAAUUGACUUUUACUACAAUUUACAAGAAAAUAUAAUUUGUAUUGGAUAGCUUAUAACCUCGCCUUUGGUCGGUGAUCAUCACUAGGCAUAAUUUCUAUCAUAAUUACAGUUUAAAUAACUUGUUUCUUAAUAGCCCAGAUGAUUUUAUUUUUCUCAGGAUUAAUUUGUCUAUGCAGCUCAUUUACAGUUCGGGUCUGGGAAAUUUCACCUGUGGAAAUUCUGAACCAAAUUUAAAACAUAUGACACUGUAUAUACAACUAAAUGUCAAAUAAAAAAGCAUCUUGGCAGUUAGGGUUAGAUUUCGUAUGGGUGAAAUUUUCCACGAGCAAUUUUCCUGGGUGAAAUUAUCCUAGUACAGUACUAUAAUAAAUAGUUUCAAGGUUUUUUACAUAAAGUGCAUGGAAAUUUCUAAUUUUUGUUACAUAUUCUGAGAUUGCCAUUUUUAUAAGAAGAUGAUUUUCAGUUUUGAAUUUAAGCUUAUUCUUAUAAAUUAAAAAAUAUUAUUACCCGUAUUAAAUUUAAUAUUCAUAUAAGCCGAAAGGUUGUCAAAUUCAUGUACGUAUGUACGUGCAGACUAGUUGCCUUUGAAAUGUUUUAUUUUUAUUUCAAACAAUUUACUGUGAAUAUUAUAUCAGUUAUUCGUACUAUAGUUUGUUUAUUUUAUAUCUCUGCACUUGUUCCGUGAUUCGAUUGCAUUUCCUAAUUAGUCUUGAAUUUCUAUUUUAUUAGUUGGUUGUGUAUGAAUACUUGAAUUCUGUGCUAAUUUGUGAAUCUUUGUUUGAUAGAAUUUGAUGAUUAUCAGUGUAUUGUCUUCAAUUGAAAGACUUAUCUAAUAGAACACGUCAUCGCGGGAAAACCGAAUUAGCUGUAUCAUAUAUUUUGGGAAUGAACUCUUUUCUUCUGUCAUGUUAGAAUAGUGGUCAUCUUCUGGUAUGGGUUUCAAAGCUGUACCUGUUUUAGUUCUGAUUACAGAUAAGUGCUUUAUUGUCCAUUUUCAGGUUUGGCCAUUGGAACCAAAUCAUCAAAAAUUUUGAUUAUCUCAAAACUUCAAAAUUAGACAUCAGUUAAUUCGUUAUGGGUCUACAAUGUUUAGGAAGAUUACAUGCAUGAUAAAAAAAAUCAGUUUUUCAAAAUCUGAGGUCCAAAGAAGAAUAAUAACGUCUGAUUUGUCCAGCGGGUAAAUGCGUUGGCACUUGUGUUCUAAAUACGCUCAUCAGUUCAUCAUUAUCUGUUCAAAAG
Messenger RNA from Styela clava, 4626 nucleotides. NCBI's taxonomy places the organism in Eukaryota, Metazoa, Chordata, Ascidiacea, Stolidobranchia, Styelidae. The record is from RefSeq and is a predicted model, not a curated record.